AUGAUGAAUGGUACCGUUCUUCAAACUGGAUCAUUAGAAGGCCAAAAUUUUCGUAAAACCCAUAAAUUAAUUUCAUUAAGCGAACAAAACUUGGUAGAUUGUUCAGAAAAAUUCGGCAACCAUGGUUGUGAUGGUGGCUUAAUGGACAACGCUUUUAAAUAUAUUAAAUACAACCACGGAAUUGACACUGAAGAUUCAUAUCCGUACGAUGGCGAAGAAGAAUCGUGCAGAUACAAUCCAAGUCAUUCAGGAGCGAGUGAUAAAGGAUUCGUUGAUAUUAGAUCAGGAAAUGAAACCGCUUUACAAGCUGCUGUAGCAACUCUUGGACCAAUUUCCGUUGCGAUCGAUGCGAGUCACCCAGGUUUUCAAUUUUAUAAACACGGCGUUUAUUAUGAACCAACUUGUAGUGCUAAGUAUUUGGAUCACGGUGUCUUAGCUGUUGGAUAUGAUCGGGAUCAAAAAACUAAAUUGGAUUAUUGGAUCGUUAAAAAUUCAUGGGGGGAAACUUGGGGUGAUAAAGGAUACAUUUUAAUGGCAAGAAAUAAGGGAAAUAACUGCGGAAUUGCUACAGCUGCAAGUUAUCCGUUAGUUUAAAAAUAUCACUUUUUUGAUCAAAUAAUGAUAGAGUUAAAGAAAAAUUUAGUUUUUGUAUUUUUUUUUUAACCAAAUAUACAAGGUUACGCAUUUAUAAGUAUAUCCUUUUAUGUUUAAAGAUUUAGAUUAACUUAAUAAUAAGAUAUUAAUAAUUAAGAUAGAACAAUACAUAUUUUUUG
Messenger RNA from Onthophagus taurus, 773 nucleotides. The record is from RefSeq and is a predicted model, not a curated record. NCBI's taxonomy places the organism in Eukaryota, Metazoa, Arthropoda, Insecta, Coleoptera, Scarabaeidae.